This is a messenger RNA of Paramecium octaurelia, 2284 nucleotides long. Lineage: Eukaryota; Ciliophora; Oligohymenophorea; Peniculida; Parameciidae. The record is from the annotation of a GenBank genome assembly.
AUGAAAUAAGAAAAAGAGAUUAUAUUCAAUGGAGAAUUCGAAGACAGUGAAGACGAGGACGAGGAUUAAUCCUAAGAUUAUGACAGUGAUGAAGAUUUGAAUAAAAAGAAGAAAAAGAAAUCCCUUUAAAACACAAAUAAAAAUUUAAUUAUGAAUGUUUCAGGUAUCUCAGACUUAGCUAAAUAGACACUCAGUAUCCCGUAGUGAAAUUUGUAGGAAAAAUGAUUAAUAAGUUUAAACUACAAUAUGUUCCAUAUUAAGAAAUUAAUAAUUGGGAUUUUUGUUGGACUGACAAUGCUGUUCUCCCUGAAACAUUAGCCAAAAUGCAAUGUAACAAACAUUUUAUAUUUAUAUUUAUAGCUCAUUAGAAGAUUAACCAUUUUCCAGGCAUGUAUUCAUUGGCACGCAAAAACCAUCUGGGCAAGAAUUUGAACAAAAUGCAAAAGCAGUUUCCAGAAGAAUAUGACUUUUAUCCGAGAACUUGGAUGUUACCAAGUGAGUACAAUGAUUUCAAACAAUAAUUUGGAAAGGCUAAAACAUUUAUACUCAAACCUGAGGCAUCAUGUUAAGGCAGAGGUAUGGUUCUCACUUGAUAUAAAUAGGGAUUUUCUUAACUCGGUCCAUAGAAUCAAUUAAUCCUACUGAACAUUACGUUGCGCAAAGAUAUAUUCAUAAGCCACUUCUUAUUGAUGGAUUAAAAUUUGAUUUGAGAAUGUAUGUGUUGAUUUGUGGCUGCGAUCCCUUAAGACUUUAUUUGUAUAAGGAAGGCCUAGCAAGAUUUGCAACUCAAGCAUACAUAGCUCCUAACCUAAAUAAUUUAGAUGAUAUAUGCAUGCAUUUAACAAAUUAUGCAAUAAAUAAGGAUAAUCCAAAUUUUAUUUUCAAUCAAGAUGAAAAGAAAAUGGAUGUUGGACACAAAAGAAGUAUGUCGAGUGUUUUUCAACUUCUAAGAGAUUUGGUAAUUAUUUUAAUUGAAAUUAGAAUCAUAAUGUUGAUCAAUUGAUGGAUGAUAUAAAAGAUUUAAUAAUAAAAACUUUUUGUUCAGUUUAGCCAAUUUUACAAUAAAAUUACACUCAAGUUGAUAAUUAUGCUAAUAAUAUGUGUUUUGAGAUUCUUGGCUUUGAUAUUCUUAUAGACAGUUCUUUGAAACCAUAUUUACUUGAAGUUAAUCAUACGCCUAGUUUUACAGCGGAUACACCGUUGGAUCAAUACAUUAAAAAGAAUUUAAUAGCCGAUACUAUUACACUAAUGAAUAUCAAUCUAAAAACAAAGAAUGAGGUUAUUUAACAGAAAAAGGAUGAAAUGUAGAAGAGAGUGUUGACAGGAAAAAAGACAAAGCUAACAAUUGAAGAAAAGAAAUAAAUCAAAUUAUAACUUUAAAAAUAAAGAGACGACUAUGAAUCGUAGAAUAAGGGUAAUUAUGAAUUGAUUUACCCAUGUUCCAAAUCUUAUGAAGAAUAUUUAUAACAUUCUUUAAAGAUCUAUGAGGAAUGGACUGGAGCAAGUAAGUUAUUAUUUAAUUUACUUAGACAUAAGAAGAAACCAGAAAAAGGAAUCUAUAUAAAUAAAUUAAGAUUCUCAAAAUAAAUCUUAAUCUUUACCUAAGAAGAUUUAACUUGAGAAGAGAAGCACUCUGUAUAAACAUAUUCAGAGCAGAAUCAAUACUAAUUUAUUUCCUAUUAUUAAAAAUGAAUAGAAUAAAGGCAAUGAAGUAAUUUAAGAAGGGGAAGAGCAACCUCCAAAUUAAAUAAUUACCAUACCUGAAGUUGACAAUGAUAAUUACGUUCCUUACGAAGAUUAUUAAUAAUAGUCAUUGGAAUCAAUAAAAGAUUAUUAUGCUUACACAGAUAAAAGAGGAUUGGAAUUGUAGAUUUUGGACUUUUUUUAAUAAAGAAAGGCCGAAAAAAGAUUAAAUAAUUCGCACAUUCAGUAUCAAAAUGGACAAAACAUCUAAUCUCCACUUUCAUAAAUUAAGGGAGUCUUAUAGGGUAUAGCAAUUAAAAAUGUCAGACAGUUUGCAAUUAAAAAGAAUACUAAAAAUAUGAAGAUCUCUUAAAAAUAGAAUUAGGAUAAUGAACAGGAGAAACCAUAAGAGAAUCCAUCUAGACAAUAGAUAAUAUCAUCUUAAUUUACAUAUUAAUAGACCAACCCAUAGGGAAUGACUGGUGCCUAUCUUAAACCCAAGGUGUUUAGUUUAAAAUUGUAACAUCCUCCAAAAGGAUACAAAUUACAAUCUCUUCCUUUAUUGAUGCAAUAAAAUAGUACUAAAUUUAGGUAUGAAUGA